This is a messenger RNA of Tricharina praecox, 837 nucleotides long. RefSeq names its product Snf7 family. Gene Ontology annotation, cellular component: ESCRT III complex; multivesicular body. The coding region runs from base 6 to 593 and encodes 195 amino acids. NCBI's taxonomy places the organism in Eukaryota, Fungi, Ascomycota, Pezizomycetes, Pezizales, Pyronemataceae. The transcript is spliced from 5 exons. Gene Ontology annotation, biological process: endosome transport via multivesicular body sorting pathway; late endosome to vacuole transport; protein transport. The record is from RefSeq and is a predicted model, not a curated record.
CAGCCAUGUCCGGCCUCGAGAAAGCCCUUUUCCAGCUCAAAUUCACGGCCAAGUCACUGAACCGACAAGCCGCGAAAGCCGGCAAAGAGGAGACGGCCGAGAAAGCCAAGAUCAAGAAGGCGAUGCAGCAGGGAAACAACGACAUCGCCAAACUCUACGCGCAGAACGCAAUCCGCAAACAGAACGAGCGGCUGAACCUUCUCCGGCUCGCGUCGCGCAUCGAUGCGGUCGCGAGUAGGGUGCAGACUGCUGUCACCAUGAGACAGGUCUCCGGGAGCAUGGCGAACGUGGUCAAGGGCAUGGAUGCGGCCAUGAAGACGAUGAAUCUUGAGAGGAUCUCGGUCGUGAUGGACAAAUUCGAGCAGCAGUUCGAGGACUUGGAUGUUGCUGUGGGAUACUACGAGAAUGCCACUAGCUCUGCCACGGCCGUUGGGACGCCUCAGGAGGACGUGGAUCGCCUCAUGGGGAAGAUUGCGGAUGAGGCCGGGCUCGAGAUGGAGCAGGACAUGCCCGAGGCUACCAAGCACAAGGUCGGGCCGACUGAGCAGGAGGAGAAUGGGCUUAAUGAGCGGCUGCGGGCUCUGAGGGGGUAGACCAAUGAUGGAUAGCCUGGCAGGCUACGAAGGAAAUCUGGGAACACCAGGUUGUCGAUUACGGGCGUUUAGGCGUUGGUGCUUGGUCGUUUGGGGUUGCCCUUGUGUGCUCGUUUCUCAUACUCGUCUCGAUUAUCCUACUACCUACUAUAGCAAGAGCGGGGAGCGAUGACAGGAAAUUUCAAGGAGUUUCUUUUCACGAAUAGGGUUUAUAUCUGAAAGCAGUCAAUUCUUUUAUACACUA